Messenger RNA from Papilio polytes (common Mormon), 1164 nucleotides. RefSeq lists its product as uncharacterized. Gene Ontology annotation, molecular function: protein binding. The transcript has 15 exons. The record is from RefSeq and is a predicted model, not a curated record. The coding region runs from base 1 to 1164 and encodes 387 amino acids. Lineage: Eukaryota; Metazoa; Arthropoda; Insecta; Lepidoptera; Papilionidae.
AUGCUAAACCAACGAAAAAGAAACUACGAAAGAGCUAAGAUUUCAAGAAGAAACCCAGAUAUAGGAGUAUUAUUAGUUCAAACAGAUUCUUCAGAAUUUCCCGAUGAUAGAAUAAAAAUCCGACGCUCCCAUCCUCGUCGUUCUAAAUCUCAAUAUCGUCUCCGGGAUAAAUUCUACGACAAGGGUGCAACUGACAGUUCAGCUGUUGAAGAGUCAGAGAGUCACGAGAGGAAUGCCGGCAAUCCUUACACUGUACACAAGAAUCAUUACAAACAAAACUGGAUGUGGAAUCAUGUAAUGACAGGAGAUCAUAUGAACGUAAAUCCCUACGCGCCACUGAUCAAUAACUAUGGACCUUCAGGAGCCGCUCUUAUAUUCGGUAGGAAAUGGUGGUAUUUUAACCAGCGCAGAACGUUUUUCAGUUACGAUCGAGGAGAAGUGACUAAUAUAGCUGGUGUGCCUCAUUCACCAAAACAUCUGCCUUUAGCGGAGCCCAUAAUACCUGGUCAUACUUUAAUCAGACCCGCGUUGGGAAUGCUAAAGUCUUCAUUGAAAUUCCCACAUAUGGACUUUGAAGAUGGGUCUGGUGUUUAUGGGAACACAGAUAAUAUUGGACUUCGGUACAAUGGUGCGAAUGAAAGAGUAAUGUAUACAAAUUUCCGAAGGCGGGCAUCUGAUUAUAUUAUGCAAUCUAAGGAUUUUUCAGGUUGUCCCAGAAAAGAAUACAGAAAAUCAAUUAAAGCCAAGGAAAAUAAAGACACAAUUAGGAAUUUCUUACAACAGCUGCAACAACUCAAUCUGCAAGGCAACAACAUACAGUCAAUACAAACUGAUCCACAGGACUACCAAAUACUCAGGUUACGACCUGUAAAGCCUAUUACAGAAAAUUUAAAUAAACUAAAAGAAGGUUUACGAGACUCGAGUGCAGCAGGUGAAUUUAACUCUGAAGAGGAUAAACCAGAAGACAAAGAAAUGUCAGAGAAUAAUGCAAUGAAACAGAAAUUUCCUGAACUGAUGAAGACAAUGAGGAACAGUAUGAUUCGAAUGCAAUUUGUAAACAUCAACAUCAUUGUCAUGUUCAUCAUCAGCCAUUGUCUGCUCACUUCUAGUAGGGCUUUGCCAAUGCCUUCCAGAGAAUGCUAUCCUGCGCCUUUAUCCUUAUAA